GGGAGAGUGGCAGCAGGCUGCGAGGAGCAGCAGUCGCCGCGGCUUUUGUCGUGCGUGCGGAGAUGUGAGGGAUCCGCGCACUGGUGGAUAGCGUUCACUGGUGGACGACGAAGUCGGCGGGCACCGACGUACGGCCUUAAAACCGUCCGUUGAGGAGCCCUCAGGAAGGUAACAUAAUCGUAAAAAAAUCAUACAACAUCGUCGGUAUGACGGAUCUGACAACUCGGGCGUCGUAGAUCUUCUUCCUCGUCUCUCUCGUCACCGCGAGCGCGAGCGCGCGCCGUCCCAGCCUCCCAGUUCUCGUUCUCGGCGGGCCUUUUGCCCGACAUGGCGGGCUUUCAUGACAGGGACAGGGCCCUCUUCCCGAUCCGGAGCAUCUCCGCGAUCGUGCAGAUCUUCAAGAAUCAGUUGGAGAACAGCGCCGAGCCGGAUCUCGCGCUGCUCUCGAUCCUCGUCGGCGCGGUCGAGAACUCGCUGACGUGCAAUCACAGCUCCGGUGAGCAGGAGAACGCCGUCUACGACGAGCCGAUGCUGCCGGCUGUCGAGUAUCACAUCGCCGAGGCGCUCUAUACGAAAUUUCACGCGGUCAUCAAGGGCGCCGUCGAUCUCACCGUAUAUGACACCAAAUACGCCACCAGGGAGCUCGUCAAGAAGGUCUCGGACGUGAUCUGGAACUCGCUUACCAGGAGUUACUACAAGGACCGAGCACAUCUGCAGAGCCUUUACAGUUAUUUGACAGCUAACAAGCUGGACUGCUACGGAGUGGCUUUUGCAGUGGUGGCUGGCUGUCAGGUCUUAGGAUUCAAGGACGUGCAUCUUGCCAUGUCGGAGGAUCACGCGUGGGUCGUCUACGGAGAGGAUGGAACGGAGACCGCAGAGGUCACAUGGCAUGGUAAGGGAAAUGAGGACAAACGUGGACAACCAGUGGAACCUGGAGUAGCAUCUCGAUCGUGGUUAUAUUUAAAUGGUCAAGCGAUGGUGUGCAAUCGUGCUCUAGAGGUGGCUACUAUAGUAUCAGCCAUUAAUCCUAGUAUGAGCGCAACUACUGACGUUGCCGAAGUGGCACUAGUCCAGCAGGAACUAUUGUGGUUGCUGUAUGACUUGGGACAUUUAGCUAAAUAUCCCAUGGCAUUGGGUAAUCUCGCUGAACUGGAGGAGGCUGCACCAACACCAGGAAGGCCACCUCCUAUAGAUGUCUUUCAGGAAGCUGUAAGGUCAGCGAGAAAGUUCUAUGGUAACGCGCAUGUCUAUCCUUAUACCUACUUAGGAGGAUACCUGUAUCGGCACAGAUUGCAUGUGAAUGCAUUUGCAUCAUGGGCCGAUGCCGCCGAUGUUUUGCGAAAAUACGAUUACUCGCGGGACGACGGAGAGAUAUACAAAGAGCUGCUAGAGAUUGCCAACGAACUGAUACCAUACGCGGUGCGUGUCGACGAGCGCCUGCUGCGACAACCACGUUGCUUCGCGUAUCUGCUGAGAUUCUACGACGGUAUUUGCCAGUGGGAGGAGGGUGCCAACACUCCCGUGUUGCACAUAGGUUGGGCUCGGCCGUUGGUAAACACAAUCUCCAAAUUCGACGCCAGUAUACGCGCUCAGGUAGUAAUAGAGUGUUACGAAACGGAGACGAAGCAGAAGGAGGAAUCGCAGAAGAAGGAGACGAGUCCGGAGGAGACGCUGAACAACAACAACAACAAUUAUUGCAAGACCAAGGAACGUGGGAACGCGGCGCGAGAUCUAAUCAAGAGUCUAGAGUCGAAAGUGCCCUCCAACUCGACGUCGACGCAUCCCAGUAUUCAAGCUCUGACUGCGGCCUGCAGCGAGAAGAUACUUAACAGAGAUUACCUGCUGCAGGGCGGAGGCGAGCCAUUCGUGGCGCCGCCGGACGAUACUUUACCACCAGCACCUUCCACUUCCCAGGAGAAUGUCGAGCCCGAAGUGGAGACGGACUCUGAGAACGAGAAGCCGAAGAUAACGCUGUACAGUCAGAAGAUGAAGGGUCUCAAGGAUCUGUUGCUGGCGGAAAAGCUCAACACCCACGCGAUCUCGUUGCAACUGACGGCGCAGAGUCAGGUACAAAUCGGUAAGAAGUCGCGAGGCAGCGACGACGUGGGAGUUAGUCAGCGUCCGAAGAGGACGCGCCGUGAAUAGUAUAAGAUCUUCGACCGACGUUUCGGUAUAGUGAAAUAUUGAAAGUGCCACCACACACACAAACAUAUAUUGUACACACACACAUACAUUAAUAGCGGAAAUUAAGUCUCCGCUCUCGGCGAGCUCUCGAGCAGAUUGCGAGAUGCGCAAUGGCCGGCCAUCCAACGCAGUUCGCGCAAAACAGUCAUUAAGGUAUAUAACUAUGUAUAUAUACUGACUCUCCUCGCUCUCGGUGUUCCUCGUUGAUAUCUCCGGGACGCGGAUCGUCCCUCGGGCUCCUUCGGAAUCUCGACUAGCUCUCGAGAGUGUCGUGAUGAAUUUCGUGCCGUUUGAUUUGAACGAAGCCCUCUCGUUUUUGCAACGACGUCGCGAAUAAGUCGCGAGGCAACGUUUACGUUACCGUUUUUUCGGGGAUAUAUCGCCGUUAGAUAUAUACAUAUAUAUAUUAUAGCGUGUAAAGUAGGCACGGAGAAAAAAUUUGUAGAAAAGUACAAAAAAGUUUUCCCCGCUUUUAAGUUUAUGAACGGACGAGAUUGCGCGGAGCUAUCUCGCGAUCGUCAACGAUUCGAGUAAAUUUGUAAAUAUCUCUCUUGAUUCUUCCACAGCGUGUAGAGCUAGAACUUGCAGUGUAAAGUGGGGGAAGAAGGUGGGCAAAAGAAUCGAAUAUUGUACCUAAUCUGUCUCCGCGGGUAAAUCAAUCUUUUGGAGCACAGUUAUUUAUUCUACGAAUUAUACAUAUAUAUUAUAUAAA
Nylanderia fulva is the source of this 2896-nucleotide messenger RNA. RefSeq names its product menin 1 (gene Mnn1). Lineage: Eukaryota; Metazoa; Arthropoda; Insecta; Hymenoptera; Formicidae. Gene Ontology annotation, biological process: negative regulation of cell population proliferation; negative regulation of cell cycle; regulation of transcription by RNA polymerase II. Gene Ontology annotation, cellular component: nucleus; chromatin; histone methyltransferase complex. Gene Ontology annotation, molecular function: chromatin binding; transcription cis-regulatory region binding; Y-form DNA binding. The record is from RefSeq and is a predicted model, not a curated record.